This is a messenger RNA of Ailuropoda melanoleuca (giant panda), 2845 nucleotides long. RefSeq names its product solute carrier family 2 member 4 (gene SLC2A4). The record is from RefSeq and is a predicted model, not a curated record. Gene Ontology annotation, molecular function: D-glucose transmembrane transporter activity. Gene Ontology annotation, biological process: cellular response to insulin stimulus; dehydroascorbic acid transport. Gene Ontology annotation, cellular component: endomembrane system; plasma membrane; perinuclear region of cytoplasm. Lineage: Eukaryota; Metazoa; Chordata; Mammalia; Carnivora; Ursidae. The transcript is spliced from 12 exons. The coding region runs from base 243 to 1778 and encodes 511 amino acids.
CCCAUGGGGGCAGCGGGGGCUCUUCGCAUCUCUCCCCCAAGCUGGGCUCCGCCAGAUCUCCGGGAGACCUGCCGCUCUCUGGAUCCUUGGCUCGCGGCAGUGGGUCCCGCCAGGCUCGCCCUCUACACUUCGCUCCGCGACGCCCGUCGCCCCCGGGCCUUCUGCUCGCCAGGCCGGAGCCGCCGACCCGCAGUCGCCUCCCUGUUAACUGCCGCUCCUGCGCCUCCGGUUCCUAAGACGAGAUGCCGUCGGGCUUCCAACAGAUCGGCUCGGAAGGACAGGACGGGGAACUCCCUCAGCAGCGAGUCACUGGGACCCUGGUCCUCGCUGUCUUCUCUGCUGUGCUUGGCUCCCUGCAGUUUGGCUACAACAUUGGGGUCAUCAAUGCCCCGCAGAAGGUGAUCGAACGGAGCUACAAUGAGACGUGGCUGGGGAGGCAGGGGCCUGAGGGACCCGGCUCCAUCCCACCAGGCACCCUCACCACCCUCUGGGCCCUCUCUGUGGCCAUCUUUUCUGUGGGUGGCGUGAUCUCCUCCUUCCUCAUUGGCGUCAUCUCUCAGUGGCUGGGAAGGAAGAGGGCAAUGCUGGUCAACAACAUCCUGGCUGUGCUGGGGGGCGCCCUCAUGGGACUGGCCAACGCUGCUGCGUCCUACGAGAUGCUCAUUCUGGGACGGUUCCUCAUUGGCGCCUACUCGGGGCUCACGUCGGGGCUGGUGCCCAUGUACGUGGGGGAGAUCGCUCCCACUCACCUGCGGGGCGCCUUGGGGACACUCAACCAACUGGCCAUCGUCAUUGGCAUUCUGAUCGCCCAGGUGCUGGGCUUGGAGUCCAUGCUGGGCACGGCCACCCUCUGGCCCCUGCUCCUGGGCAUCACCGUCCUGCCCGCUCUCCUGCAGCUGAUUCUGCUGCCCUUCUGCCCGGAAAGCCCCCGCUACCUCUAUAUCAUCCGGAACCUGGAGGGGCCCGCCAGAAAGAGUCUGAAGCGCCUGACCGGCUGGGCUGACGUGUCUGGCGCGCUGGCCGAGCUGAAGGAGGAGAAGCGGAAGCUGGAGCGGGAGCGGCCACUGUCCCUGCUGCAGCUCCUGGGCAGCCGCACGCACCGGCAGCCCCUGGUCAUCGCCGUCGUGCUGCAGCUGAGCCAGCAGCUGUCUGGCAUCAACGCUGUUUUCUAUUAUUCAACCAGCAUCUUCGAGACAGCGGGGGUAGGGCAGCCGGCCUACGCCACCAUAGGAGCCGGAGUGGUCAACACGGUCUUCACCUUGGUCUCGGUGUUUCUGGUCGAGCGGGCAGGGCGCCGGACGCUGCACCUCCUGGGCCUGGCGGGAAUGUGUGGCUGUGCCAUCUUGAUGACCAUAGCUCUGCUUCUGCUGGAGCGUGUCCCCGCCAUGAGCUACGUCUCCAUCGUGGCCAUCUUCGGUUUCGUCGCGUUCUUUGAGAUUGGCCCUGGCCCCAUCCCCUGGUUCAUCGUGGCCGAGCUGUUCGGCCAGGGCCCCCGCCCAGCGGCCAUGGCCGUGGCUGGCUUCUCCAACUGGACGUGUAACUUCAUCAUCGGCAUGGGUUUCCAGUAUGUCGCGGAGGCUAUGGGGCCCUACGUCUUCCUUCUGUUCGCCGUCCUCCUGCUGGGCUUUUUCAUCUUCACCUUCUUAAGAGUGCCUGAAACCCGAGGCCGGACGUUCGACCAGAUCUCGGCCGACUUCCGCCGGACGCCCUCUCUCUUAGAGCAGGAGGUGAAACCCAGCACGGAACUCGAGUACUUGGGGCCCGACGAGAACGACUGAGGGGCCGGGCAGGGGUGGGAGGGCCGUGCUCUCGCCCCCCUGGAGACCCCUCCUCUCCUCUGUAGCACUUUGGCCCUCUCUUCCCCGUUGCUUCCAGGGUGAAGCCCCUGCAGCCUGGCAGAAUCGGGAAGCUGGAGGGAAGGGUGCUCCGAGCACCCCUCAUUCCCCUCGUGUGACUCUUGGAUUAUUUAUGUGUCGUGGUUAGGCUGUGGCCAUCAGGGUGGGCCGUUCUCCCGGCUCAUCCCCUCCCUCCUCCGGAGCCCAUCCCACCCCCACCUGGCCUCCUUUCCAAAUACUCUCGCCCCCUUGCUAGAGAAGGGGGGGUGCAGGGAGGAGAGGCCCUGGGGCUGACUUCUUAGUGGGUGGAAGGAAGCAAGGAGCAGGAUUGAAGAAGAGAAGUGGCUCCUCCCACUUGCUGGCACUUUCUGUGAAUUCUUGCCACACAGACUCUGGGUGAAGGGGGUCCUGUCUUGACCCCUCCCAGACAGAGGACGCACCCUCCCAAGGCCUAAACUCACCUCUGCUGGCAGGCUCAGCUCUCUCGCUCAAACUUCCAGGGCAAGAGAGCCACGUGCCCAUGCGUGGUGAGAGGGACUGCUCCCCAAGGCUGCCGGUGGGGGUGGGGGGCCCUGCUCUUGCCUCCUCUCUCCUCCUCAAGGCUGUUCUACCCACAAGCUUUUGACCAACUAAGGGAAAGAGGAGUUUGAAAGGCUGCCUGUAAACACGGGGUGGGAGGAGCCUUCAGAUAUUUUUGUAUAUGUUUGCAAAAGGGAUAGGGAGAAGAAACCAAAGGUCUGUUGUACUAAAUGUAUAUAUAUAUAUAUAGAAAGAGAGAGAGAUCCAUACAUAAAGUCACCACAUGCAACACGCGUACUGUCAUGGAGGCACCCGGGCAUGGGCUGCACAGGGACCGCAGCUCCCUGUCCCCCUCUGCGUCCCUCUGUCCACCCUGUCUUAGCUCGAGGCCCAAGGAUCCUCUGGGUGUGGUCACUCUGCCCCCACUUAAAAAAAAAGGCAAUGACUAGGAGCUUAACUAAGCCCUACACCGAACGUGGGGCCUGAACGCA